AUAGACAAGAUUGCGCCGCUCGCACGCCAAAAAGACAGCAAUCAUGCGCUCGAGCGCUUGCAAAAAGUCGCAUUAGAGGUGGCUCCUGUGAUGCGCUCAUUCGGAUUCAAAGUCGGCACGCUUUGCGAGUUUUUUCCCCCAAAUCCCCAGCUUCUGGGUCUGAACGUGAACUCCGGCUCGAAAAUAUGUCUCCGUCUGCGGUAUCCGCACGCCAGAGACCGGUUUCUUCCUCUGGAGGACGUGAUUGAGACGAUGUUGCACGAACUCAGCCACAACAGGUACGGCCCGCAUGAUAACAAUUUCUACCGACUACUGGACCAGCUGCGCGAGAAGUACCACUCUAUCAAGCGAAACGGGGCCCUAAAGGAGACAGGGUAUGUCGCCGAGAGCCAGGUCUUAGGGGGCCGCAAAAACGGGCUGAUCCGAGAAAUGCGACUGAAAAAGCUCGGACAGGUCAAAUAUGUGGCAAAAGUUGAAAAACUGGGCUCUAAUAAACCAAAACAGAACAAGAGCAUGCGCGAGUUGAUGCUAGAGGCUGCCGAAAGAAGAGCCAAGGACGCGAAAACAUGC
This is a messenger RNA of Ogataea polymorpha, 570 nucleotides long. RefSeq lists its product as uncharacterized. The annotation marks the transcript as partial. The transcript has a single exon. NCBI's taxonomy places the organism in Eukaryota, Fungi, Ascomycota, Pichiomycetes, Pichiales, Pichiaceae. The record is from RefSeq and is a predicted model, not a curated record.